Molecule: messenger RNA, 2349 nt
Organism: Amphimedon queenslandica
Lineage: Eukaryota; Metazoa; Porifera; Demospongiae; Haplosclerida; Niphatidae
Product: zinc finger MYM-type protein 1-like
Exons: 1
Coding region: 1-2349 (782 amino acids)
Molecular function (GO): protein dimerization activity
Source: RefSeq, a predicted model, not a curated record
AUGGCGACAAAUGCCACCAUUACCGAUUAUUUCUCUUUGAAAGUGCCCCGGGUAGCAGAUGCCGAAACAGACAGUAUUCAUAGUGAAAUUUCAAGCUCUGAUGAAGAAAUUGAAGAAAGUAGCGCCACAGUCACAGAUGCUACUCAUAGUGACAGUCCGCUGCCCCCGGCCAUUGUUAGAGUGCCUCCAGAUGAUUGUUCGUGCUCAUGCUGUUCCUCCUCUUCUAGUGAGAGUUCCAGCGUGCCAGUUCAACCUGAUAAACAUUUCUCCCAGAAGAAGCAAGGGAAGCAGACACGGUCGUUUCAGCAUACCUGGUUUCAAGAGCACUCUUGGUUGACGUAUUGUGUCCCCCGCGACCUUGCUUUUUGUCAUAUCUGUCGCCUUGCUGUAAAUAAAGCUCUUAUGAAAAUGCCUAGGAAAAGAGGACAUCAUGUUUUUAUUACUGAUGGGUUUUCAAAUUGGAAGAAAGCAAAGUGCAGCUUUAAGAAGCACGAAAGAUCACAAUUGCACAGAGAAGCUGUCGUGAAAAUUGUCUUACAGCAGCAACCCUCUGUUGCAACACAGCUUUCAAGGCAGUCAGAAAAGGAUCAUAAGCAUAGGCAAGCUAUGCUCAUGAAAGUAUUACAAUCAAUUAAGCUUCUGGCUCGCCAAGGUCUAGCUAUACGUGGCCAUUCCGAUGAAGAAAGUAAUCUUGUUCAGGUUCUCCGAUGUAGAAUGGCAGAUGUUGAAGGCCUUGAGGCUUGGAUUAAUGCAGGAAAGUACCUCUCACAUGAAGUCACAAAUGAAAUUGUUGAAUUAAUGGCUCAUGCUCUUCUCCGUAAUCUUUUAGUGGAUAUCAGAAACGCUAAAUUUUUUGCCUUGAUAUGUGAUGAAACUCAGGAUAUUAGUGGUUUGGAACAGUUUACUAUUUCGUUUCGAUGGAUUGAUCCUAGUUAUGAAGUGCAGGAAGAUCUAAUUGGUUUAGUUCAGGUUGAUACCACUGAUGCAGCAUCUUUAACUGGAGCCAUUAAAGAUGUACUUAUUCGCUGUAAUAUAGAUAUCCACAACUGUAGGGGACAGACUUACGAUGGGGCUACCAACAUGUCAGGUCCUUUUUCUGGUGUUGCCACUCGUCUGAGACAAGAAGAACCAAGAGCACAUUUUAAACAUUGUGCAGCACACUGCCUUAAUUUAUGUCUUCAGGAGUGUGCCCAACGAUGCUCAGCCAUCAGAGAUGCCUUAUCUUUGUGUAAAGAAGUAUAUAAUUUGAUAUGUACAUCACCCAAGAGGUUAGCAAAAUUCAAGUUAUUACAACAGCAGCUUCAUCCUGAUGCAGCCAUUGGUUUAAGGCCUAUAUGUCCUACUCGUUGGACAGUCCGUACAGCUGCUUUGAAUUCCAUUCUCAAGAAUUAUGAUGUCAUUAUGCAAGAUCUUGAGGAAAUAAGUGAAGCUGGUAUUGAUGCAUCUUCAAAAGCUGCUGGUGCCGUUGCUUUAAUGGAAAAGUUCUCAACUUUUUUUGGAAUAAAGCUUAGUUAUUUAUUAUUUGGAGCUACAGAGCAAACAUCAGUAACCUUACAAGCUAAAGAUAUUGGUGCUGAGGAUGCACUUUCUUCUAUUACUGCUGCAGCUAGCUUUCUCAAUCGUCAAAGAAAUGAAAGUGCUUUUCACUUGUUUUAUCAGUGUGUAGUAUGGGAAGCUAAAGAAUUUACUGAUGAUCCAGUUCUUCCUCGACCAAGAAAAGUACCAAAACGAUACGAUGAUGGCAGUUCUAUUCAUGUAUUUGAGAACCCAGAGCAGCUAUAUAGGAAGAAGUAUUACAAAGCUAUAGACCUCAUUAUUGCAGAAAUUGACAGGCGAUUUGAUCAACCAACGUUGCUGUUACUAAAAGAAAAGGAAACUAUUUUGAUUGAGUCAUGCAAUGGAAAGAACAUAGAAUUGUCACCUACUAUGCAAGAAAUGUAUCAAGCAGACAUAAAUAUGGAAAAGCUGAAGCUUCAGCAAAAUAUGCUUCCUGAUGAAAUUUCAACAGUGAACAAGAAUGCUAAUAUGGGAAUACAUCAUGUCACUAGAGUGAGUACAGUUUGUCAAGUUUUUAAUGUGGGAAAGCUCCCUAAGUCAAUGCUAAAAGAAGUAGAUACGUUACUACAUUUAUUUUUAACAAUUCCACUCACAACUGCAUCAGCUGAAAGAAGUUUCUCAACAUUACGCAGGCUUAAGAAUUACCUGAGAUCAACAAUGACUCAGAAAAGACUCAAUCACCUAAUACUUUUGCACACACAUAAGAAAGGCACAACUGGUCUUGAUCUUCGCUCAAUUGCUGAUGACUUUAUUUCAAAAAACAAUCGAAGAGUUCAGUUUUUUGGUAAAUAA